CGGGGCGGGAGCGAGUGACAGGGAGGGGCUCUGCCCCCCAGGAUCACAGUGGGUGGUACGGGGCACCCGCAGCCCCUCGGGGGGGGUUGGGGCUGGCCCGGGGACAAUGUGUCUGUCCCCACUGCUCCUCCCUGUCCCCAGGUGGGUGUUCCUCCACGAGAAGGCUUACCAGGUGCGGGACACGGCCAUCGAGUCCUCGGUGGUCACCAAGGUCAAGGGCGUGGGGCGCUAUGCUGGGAGGGUGCUGGACACAGCCGACUAUGUCACCCCGCCCCAGGGCACCUCAGUGUUCGUGGUGGUCACCAAGCAGAUCCUGACGGAGAACCAAGCGCAGGGGCUGUGCCCCGAGGGUGACCCUCGUUACCGCUGCACAGCUGAUCAUCACUGCCAGGGGAUGGGCACCACCACGGGCAGCGGGGUGCUGACCGGGCGCUGCGUCCCCUUCAACCGCACCCUCCACACCUGUGAGAUCCAGGGCUGGUGCCCGGCCGAGGUUGACACCGUGGAUGUCCCCGUCAUGCUGGAGGCCGAGAACUUCACCCUUCUGAUCAAGAACAGUGUCCGCUUUCCGCUCUUCGGCUUCGAGAAGGCCAACCUGCCACCCCCCGGGGAGCUGGGCCGGUGCCGCUUCCACCCCCAGCACCAACCCCUCUGCCCCAUCCUGCGGCUGGGGGACGUGGCCCGCAUGGCCGGGCAGGACUUCCCCACCUUGGCUGCCACCGGGGGGGUGUUGGGCAUCAAGAUCGGGUGGGUGUGCGACCUGGACCGCGGCGGGGAGCGCUGCCUGCCCCGCUACUCCUUCACCCGCCUGGAUGGGCUGCCCCCCGCCACCGCCGCCGGCUACAACUUCAGGCACGCCCGGUACUACCGCUGGCAGGAUGGCACUGAGCGCCGCACCCUCACCAAGGCCUUCGGCAUCCGCUUUGACGUCCUGGUGUACGGCAACGCUGGGAAGUUCAGCAUCGUCCCCACCCUCAUCAACGCGGUGGCAGCUUUCACCUCCAUCGGUGUGGGCACGGUGCUGUGUGACAUCAUCCUGCUCAACUGCCUGCGUGGGGCCGAGCACUACAAGGCCCGCAAGUUCGAGGAGGUUCCAGAGGUCACCAUGCCCCCCGCCAGCCUCACAGCUGGGCCACCCCCCCGGGACCCCUCCAGAGACUCGGGCACCAGCUCCCUCGGCCUGUAGCACUGGGUGCCAUGGAGCAACCCCACACCUGCCCCCACCCACCCCAUGGCUGACACCCCCUUUCCCACACUGGCAGUGGGGCAGGAG
This is a messenger RNA of Calypte anna (Anna's hummingbird), 1273 nucleotides long. RefSeq names its product purinergic receptor P2X 3 (gene P2RX3). The transcript has 11 exons. The coding region runs from base 107 to 1186 and encodes 359 amino acids. Gene Ontology annotation, biological process: response to ATP; monoatomic cation transmembrane transport. The record is from RefSeq and is a predicted model, not a curated record. NCBI's taxonomy places the organism in Eukaryota, Metazoa, Chordata, Aves, Apodiformes, Trochilidae. Gene Ontology annotation, molecular function: ATP binding; extracellularly ATP-gated monoatomic cation channel activity; purinergic nucleotide receptor activity. Gene Ontology annotation, cellular component: plasma membrane; nuclear inner membrane.